AUGGAAUCACUGAGUUCCAAAAAACGAGUCCGUAACUCGGACGAGUCAGGACUUGACUCACUAGAAGCCAAAAGAAUACUCCUCGACAUCCUGGACGACUCGGCCGUGUCCACUCCGAGUCACGACCUUGACUCGUUUAUGAAAACAUUCCAAGACGAAAUUUCUCCGGCGCCGACGACGGAGGUGGCCGGAAUAAAUUCCGGUGACCGGCCGGAGCUGGGGUUUCUCUUUGAAGCGUCGGAUGAUGAACUGGGUCUACCUCCGACGGAAACGAAUACACGAGUUUUGGCUGAGUCGGUUGAACUCAGUGAGUUGUGGGGGUUAGAUGAACAGUUUUUGAGUUAUGACUCGUUCGAGUCAGAGUUUGUUUAUGACGGAGAUAAUAUUAACAACGGUGAAUAUGUGACGUUAGAUGGACUUUUUGAUCAUACGGAUGUAGGGUUUGGAUCGUCGGAUCUGACGUGGCGGCCGGAAACCUUACCGGCACAGUAA
Messenger RNA from Helianthus annuus (common sunflower), 492 nucleotides. RefSeq lists its product as uncharacterized. The record is from RefSeq and is a predicted model, not a curated record. NCBI's taxonomy places the organism in Eukaryota, Viridiplantae, Streptophyta, Magnoliopsida, Asterales, Asteraceae. Bases 1 to 492 code for a protein of 163 amino acids. The transcript has a single exon.